AUGCUCCUACCUUGGCGGCCUUUGUUGCCACCAAGGCCUGCUAUAUUCUCGUUCGCUAGAAAGUCGCCCUUAAAAAUCCCGCUCAGCCCCGGUCCUCUAAUUCCGCAACGAGAUCUUGUGGAUGAGGAGAUCUGUCCUGACUAUAACUCGGCAACGUUCUACCCUGCAAAUCCUGGACAGGUCCUUGCCCGGAGAUUCCAGUUACUUGUGAAGAUCGGCUGGGGGUCGCAGUCAACGGUGUGGCUGGCGCAAGACAUUUCGAGCAACAAUGCAGAUGAUGCUCUUCAUGAAUUGGAGAUUGAAAGGCAUAUUGCGCAGCAAAAUCCAGAACAUCGUGGCCACGUGAUUCUCCGCACGUGUCUGGACCACUUUGAAGUCAAAGGUCCGGAGGGCCGUCAUAUGUGCCUUGUUUACGAAGUUAUGAGAGAGCCUGUCUGGAUAUUCAAGCGGCGUUUCGUUGAUCGCGAAAUUCCGCUACCCCUAGCGAAGGCUUACAUCUACUUUCUCCUCGCUGGCCUCGAUUAUCUUCACUCCGAGUGCAAGGUUGUCCACACGGACCUAAAACUAGGAAAUAUACUCAUGAGCUUUGAAAACGCAAAAGUCCUCAGUGAAUUCGUCAAAUGUCAAGAACCGAUGCAGAGGAAGAUUGAUGGCCACACAGGCCGGACUGUGUACCGAUGCCAUAACGACUUUGGCCCUCUUUCUGCAAAAGAACUCAAGAAUAUGGUUCCAAAAAUCGCGGACUUCGGUCUAGCAGCAAGUCUUGGCAAACAGUCCACCCACAACGGAAUGGUAGGGGAGCAGUUUGGGGUUUAUCCUAUCCAGCCCGAUCAUUAUCGCGCCCCGGAAGUUAUACUUGGCUGUGGUUGGGAUUGCAAAGCAGACAUAUGGAAUUUUGGUGUGCUGUUAUGGAAUUUUCUCGGGAACCAGGAGUUAUUCCAACAGGUAUUGAAUACGAAAGGCCAAUAUGAUGCAAAAUCACACCUUGCCGAGAUGGUCGCUCUUCUUGGACCCCCUCCAAAGGCACUGCUCGCGAAAUCAAAGGCCAUAGGCCCUUUUUUCAAUGAAGAAGGUUGGUCGGAAGCUAGUGUUGUUCGUCAACUUUACUGA
This is a messenger RNA of Penicillium chermesinum, 1110 nucleotides long. RefSeq names its product putative serine/threonine-protein kinase. Lineage: Eukaryota; Fungi; Ascomycota; Eurotiomycetes; Eurotiales; Aspergillaceae. Gene Ontology annotation, biological process: protein phosphorylation; spliceosomal complex assembly; regulation of mRNA processing. Bases 1 to 1110 code for a protein of 369 amino acids. The transcript has 5 exons. Gene Ontology annotation, molecular function: protein kinase activity; ATP binding. The record is from RefSeq and is a predicted model, not a curated record.